AUGCGGACUCGUCACUUAAUAUUUUGUCCCUUAUAUCUUACUACAAUGAUAGCCGUCUUCACUUCUGCCAUUAUGAAGGAAGCCAGAGGACCGUGGAUGACGAUUAAUUCAGACUUCCCAGACCCUAGUUUUGUACGGAGCACGGAUGGGACAUGGUAUGCCUUUGGCUCCAAUGGCAACGGCAAGCGCGUCCAGGUGGCUAGAUCGACAGACUUUAACACAUGGACUCUUCUCAACAAAGAGGCCUUGCCAACACUUGCAGGGUGGGAGACUGAAAUAGAUCACUGGGCACCAGAUGUUAUUAGGCGGAGUGAUGGUCGUUACAUCAUGUACUAUUCAGGCGAGGCUAAAGAGAUGGUGAGGCAUCAUUGCGUGGGUGUUGCUGUUUCCCAAAGCACAGAUCCCACAGGACCGUAUGGAGGCUCAAUUGACCCUGCAGGAUUCGUUGACAAGGACGGUAGCCGCUAUGUUAUUUUUAAGGUAGACGGCAAUAGCAUUGGACAUGGUGGAGACUGUAACAACGGCAUCACUCCUCUGGUACCCACCCCAAUUCUUCUACAGAAAGUAGAAGAUGAUGGCUUCACGCUAAUCGGGGACGCUGUCCCAAUUUUGGACCGUGGUGAUAGUGAUGGACCUCUGGUUGAAGCUCCUAACCUCAUCCUGCAUGGUGAUACAUACUUCCUCUUCUACUCAACCCACUGCUUCACGGACACUAAGUAUGAUGUGCGCUGGGCGACCUCAAAAUCGAUCACUGGCCCAUAUAUAAAGUCUGGUCGGAAGUUAUUCAAGACUGGCGACUAUGCGCUAACUUCACCUGGCGGAGGCACUGUUUAUGGUUGUGGCGAUAAGAUUCUCUUCCAUGGGUUCUGUGAGCCCAAUAAGCGAUGUACAUAUGCCGCGAACAUUGCCAUUGAUGGUGAUGAAGUUACAGUUCUUUAA
Aspergillus novofumigatus IBT 16806 is the source of this 939-nucleotide messenger RNA. Its product is annotated as glycoside hydrolase family 43 protein. The transcript has 3 exons. Gene Ontology annotation, biological process: carbohydrate metabolic process. Lineage: Eukaryota; Fungi; Ascomycota; Eurotiomycetes; Eurotiales; Aspergillaceae. Gene Ontology annotation, molecular function: hydrolase activity, hydrolyzing O-glycosyl compounds. The coding region runs from base 1 to 939 and encodes 312 amino acids. The record is from RefSeq and is a predicted model, not a curated record.